Molecule: messenger RNA, 1972 nt
Organism: Hydra vulgaris (swiftwater hydra)
Lineage: Eukaryota; Metazoa; Cnidaria; Hydrozoa; Anthoathecata; Hydridae
Source: RefSeq, a predicted model, not a curated record
AAUUAAUAUCUAAGGUUCACAAAAAGAUCAUUUGCAAAUUCCUCGAAUUUAAGUUUUUGAAAUUUUAAAAAACGAGUUAUCUUCAGAUCUAGAUGACCAGCUUGAUAUUUUGCAAUCACAGUUGUGUCUAAGAAGAAAAAUUUGUUUCCAAUUUUCAACAGAUGAUAAAAAGAAACUAAAAAAUGUAUUGACAAAAUUAAAAAUAAAAUGGAAAAGUAGUAACCGAACAAUAAAAAUAUUUUUGAAGACACAUGACACUUGGUUAAAAGCCUCAACAAAUAUUUGUAUUGUUCAAGCACGAAACAAAGAGAAAAAAAGCCAUAGUGCAAUGGGUCGACCACCUUUGAAUUUUGAUGAAGCAAGUGAGCGAACGAAACGGCGAAAAACAGAGGAAAUGCUUCGACAUUUAGUUCAUCCGAGUUAGCAUUUGCUUCUCAGAUGAGUCUUCGGGCUUCAGGAGCAUGCAAUGCCGGAGUUACAGUUGAAGAUUUACCUUCCACCAUUCAACACCGAGUCGCAAAUUAUAUAAAGAGCCUUAAAUUGUCCCAAAUUUCACAAACAUCUGAACUAUAUACUGAAACAGCUCUUUCCAUACUAAUGGAAGCAAAGCUUUCUAAACACCAAUAUUGCAUUAUAAGAAGUGCUGCAAUUGCGAAUAGCUCUUCUUUUUUACCAUCUUACGAAAAACUUAAAGAAGCCAAGAAAAUGUGUUACCCUGAAGAUAUAACGGUAACUGAAAUAAGCGCCGAAGUAAAACUGCAAUCUUUAUUAAAUCACACUUUUUUACGAAUUAUAAAAACUCAACAAGAUGUAAUUGACUCCUUGAAUGUAAAUAUUUUAUCAAAUUUUAUUUUAAUUCUUAAGUGGGGGUUUGAUGGCAGUUCCGGUCAUAGCGAAUAUAAACAGAGAUUUGCCGAUGGAAGAUACUCAGAUGCAAAUGUUUUUCUGACUUCACUUGUACCAUUACAACUUUUGUGUACAAAUUCAGUUUUAGAUCAAGAUGUUAUUCUAUGUAAAAAUAGGACACCCACAUCUACUCGAUUUUGCCGACCUAUCAGACUGCAAUUUCUUUUCGAAAAUGUCCAUACAACCAUUAAUGAAAAGACUAUAUUGAAAAUAAAAUUAAAUCACUGGUUCCUCUUAUCAUUGUUCAACAUAAAAUAGAAAUUAAAAUACAUUAUAAAUUGGUUAUGACAAUGAUUGAUGGAAAAGUUUGCAAUGCAAUAACAUUGACGAAGUCAACAAUGCGGUGUUAUUUGUGUUCUGCUACUUCGAGUCAAUUCAAUAAUAUCAAUUUCGUUGAAGAAAUAAAAGUUGACGAAUCAAAAUUGGAAUACGGUUUAUCAACGUUGCACGCAUGGAUUCGCUUUUUUGAAUGUUUUUUGCAUCUUGGAUAUAAACUUGGAAUAAAAAACUGGCAAGCACGUUCUGACAUUGAAAAAAGUAUAAUAUUACGACAAAAAAGCUCAAAGAUUUUUUAAUACCUCACAAGUGUCUGCUGAUAUUCUAGGAGUGGAUAUAGAACUAAUAAAUCGGUUUCAUGUAAUUUUACAGGUAUUAUCUAGUGGCUUUCCUAUAGACGCAGACAAACUUGAUAACUAUUCUACCGAAACUGCACUACUUUUUGUUGAAAAGUAUCCUUGGUACAACAUGCCUACAACAGUACACAAAGUAUUUAUUCAUGGAGCCUUAAUAACAAAAACAGCAAUACUACCCAUAGAAAAACUAUCUGAGGAUGCACAGGAAUCGAGAAACAAAGACUUAAAAAAAUAUCGCGAAGAUUUCUCUAGGAAAAAUUCCAGAAAAAAAUACAAUGCAUGACGUUUUUUGCAGACUUCUGGAUUCGUCAGAUCCUGCAAUACCUUCACUUUUAAAAUCUCAUGCAAAAGUUAGCAGAUCUUUGUCUUCUCAAGCUUUACAAAUGUUAUUACCUCCGGAGAUUAACGAAAACUCUGAAACUCAUUCGUCUGUG